AUGGCUGGGUUCUGUGAUAGCCUGGGCUCUUGCUCGGUCUCGCAUGGCCUGACUCGCGCGGCAGUCACUCAUUCCCCGGGCUACAGUCGCGGGGAUCUGGGCUCCGGCAGGCGCCUGUGGAUGAACUCGGCUUCGCUUAGCCCCGCGUCCUACGCGGCGGGACCGGGACCGGCUCCACCCUACGCUGCAGCUGCCUUGGCUGCCCCGGGCUCGCUCCUCGGUGCUGCAGGCGGUCUGGCGGGCCCCGAUCUCGCGUGGCUGAGCCUGUCGGGGCAGCAGGAGCUGCUGAGGCUCGUAAGGCCACCCUACUCCUACUCGGCGCUCAUCGCCAUGGCCAUCCAGAGCGCACCGCUGCGCAAGCUGACGCUCAGCCAGAUCUAUCAGUACGUGGCCAGCAAUUUCCCCUUCUACAAGCGCAGCAAGGCUGGCUGGCAGAACUCCAUCCGCCACAACCUGUCCCUCAAUGACUGUUUCAAGAAGGUGCCCCGAGAUGAGAACGACCCAGGUAAAGGCAAUUACUGGACGCUGGACCCAAACUGUGAGAAGAUGUUCGAUAAUGGGAACUUCCGAAGGAAGAGGAGGCGGAGAGGAGAGACCAGUGGGGCCGCUGCACCUGGAGCCAGCAGCCCAGAGGGAGCCACACUGGAGCCCCGUGGCUCAGCUUCCCAAGACACGCAGACCUCUCGGUCCCCGCCUGCAUCCGAGGCUGCCCCAUGCCUCUCGGGGUUCACCACCGCGGUGGGAGCUUUGGCUGGCAGCCUAGGCACCCUCCCUGAGGGCCUGGUCCGUGACUUUUCUUUCCGAAGGCCACCAACAGCGGCUGCCCACGGUCCCCAGAUCCCCAACACCGCGCAGGGCUUUGCCCCUGGCCAUCAGAUGGUGGCUACUGGCUUUAGGGUGGGUCAUCUCGUCUACAGCCGGGAAGGGACUGACGUUUGA
This is a messenger RNA of Alexandromys fortis (reed vole), 939 nucleotides long. It is a transcript of the gene Foxi2, whose product is annotated as forkhead box I2. The record is from RefSeq and is a predicted model, not a curated record. Gene Ontology annotation, molecular function: DNA-binding transcription factor activity, RNA polymerase II-specific; RNA polymerase II cis-regulatory region sequence-specific DNA binding. Bases 1 to 939 code for a protein of 312 amino acids. Gene Ontology annotation, biological process: regulation of transcription by RNA polymerase II; anatomical structure morphogenesis; cell differentiation. The transcript has 2 exons. Lineage: Eukaryota; Metazoa; Chordata; Mammalia; Rodentia; Cricetidae.